Messenger RNA from Trachemys scripta elegans, 8181 nucleotides. It is a transcript of the gene FN1, whose product is annotated as fibronectin 1. Gene Ontology annotation, biological process: heart development; nervous system development; cell-substrate junction assembly. Gene Ontology annotation, cellular component: extracellular region. The record is from RefSeq and is a predicted model, not a curated record. Gene Ontology annotation, molecular function: integrin binding; proteoglycan binding. Lineage: Eukaryota; Metazoa; Chordata; Testudines; Emydidae.
GCCAGCCGUCUGCUGCUCGCUCGCAGGCUGGAGGAGGAGAAGGAGCCAGGCAGGAGUGCAAGGACGAGCCCCAUGAAAGUUUUUUGCCUUGGGCUUGCAGCGUGAAGAGCCACAAGCCCGCUUCUCUCCCUAGUGCCGUUUUUCCCUCUCCAGCCUUUGAAGAUGCCCGGCAGCCUGCUGCUGUUGCUGGUUGCCUUGUGCCUGGGGACAGGGGUGCAAAGCUCGCAACCCAAGACGGGCAAAACCAGGAGGCAAAGCCAACAAAUAGUCCAGCCGCAGGUCCCAAGCAGCCAGAAUAAACAGGGCUGUUAUGAUAAUGGGAGAUAUUAUCAGAUAAACCAACAAUGGGAACGCAUAUACCUGGGAAACAUGCUCAUCUGUACCUGCUAUGGGGGAAGCAGAGGCUUUAACUGCGAAAGCAAGCCUGAACCUGAAGAAACUUGCUUUGACAAAUACACUGGAUCUACCUAUCGGGUAGGGGAGACUUAUGAGCGCCCCAAAGACUCCAUGAUCUGGGAUUGUACCUGCGUCGGGGCUGGACGUGGGCGAAUUAGCUGCACCAUUGCAAAUCGGUGCCAUGAAGGGGGUCAGUCCUAUAAGAUUGGCGAUACCUGGCGUAGACCACACGAGACAGGUGGCUACAUGUUAGAAUGUGUGUGUCUGGGCAACGGGAAAGGGGAAUGGACCUGCAAACCUCUAGCUGAGAGAUGCUAUGAUAACACUGCUGGGACAUCCUAUGUUGUUGGAGAGACCUGGGAGAAGCCCUACCAAGGCUGGAUGAUGGUGGAUUGCACUUGCUUAGGCGAAGGCAAUGGACAUAUCACCUGUACCUCCAGGAAUAGGUGCAAUGAUCAGGAUACCAAGACUUCAUACAGAAUUGGAGAUACCUGGAGCAAGAAGGAUAACCGAGGAAACCUGCUUCAGUGCAUCUGCACUGGUAACGGCAGAGGCGAGUGGAAAUGUGAAAGGCAUUCAUCUGUGCAAACUCCUGGCAUUGGAUCUGGAUCCUCAACCUUCACAGAUGUACGAACUGCACUUUACCAGCCUCAGCCCCAGCCUCAGCCUCAGCCAUACGGUCACUGCGUUACUGAUAGUGGGGUGGUGUACUCUGUUGGGAUGCAGUGGCUCAAGACGCAGGGCAGCCAACAGAUGCUUUGUACUUGCCUGGGCAAUGGUGUCAGCUGCCAGGAGACAGCUGUGACCCAAACCUAUGGUGGCAAUUCUAAUGGGGAGCCAUGUGUUCUGCCAUUCACCUAUGGUGGGAGGACUUUCUAUUCUUGCACCACGGAAGGUCGUUCGGAUGGACACUUCUGGUGCAGCACAACCUCCAACUUCGAACAGGACAACAGAUACUCCUUUUGUACUGAACAAAAUGUUCUGGUCCAAACCCGGGGUGGCAACUCCAAUGGUGCCUUGUGCCACUUCCCCUUCCUGUAUAACAACCGCAAUUACACUGAUUGUACUUCUGAGGGACGGAAAGACAACAUGAAGUGGUGCGGAACCACCCAGAACUACGAUGCUGAACAGAAGUUUGGCUUCUGCCCUAUGGCUGCCCAUGAGGAAAUCUGCACAACCAAUGAAGGUGUCAUGUACCGUGUUGGAGACCAGUGGGACAAACAGCACGACAUGGGCCAUAUGAUGAGAUGCACUUGUGCCGGAAAUGGCCGAGGCGAAUGGACCUGCAUUGCAUACUCCCAGCUUAGAGACCAGUGUAUCGUUGAUGACAUCACCUAUGAUGUUAACCAGACAUUCCACAAGCGUCAUGAAGAAGGACACAUGCUGAACUGCACAUGCUUUGGCCAGGGUCGUGGGAGAUGGAAAUGUGAUCCUGUCGACCAGUGCCAGGAUUCGGAAUCCCGGACCUUUUAUCAAAUUGGGGAUUCGUGGGAGAAGUAUGUUCAUGGUGUUAGAUACCAGUGCUAUUGCUACGGCCGGGGUAUUGGAGAGUGGCAUUGUCAACCUCUGCAGACCUAUCCAGAAAAACCAGAGAGUGCCGUGGAAAGAAGCCACCAUCCCAGGUCACUUGAACUCCCACACGAUCUCUGGCCUGAAACCUGGGGUGUUGUAUGAAGGGCAGCUCAUCAGCGUGCAGCAGUAUGGACAUAGAGAGGUCACCCGCUUUGAUUUUACCACCACUAGUACUACACCUAUUUCUAGUAACACCCUUUCAGGAGAGACAACUCCCCUUUCUCCUGUGGUUGCUACCUCUGAAUCGGUCACAGAAAUUACAGCAAGUAGUUUUGUAGUCUCCUGGGUUUCCGCCUCUGACACUGUCUCAGGAUUCCGCGUUGAGUACGAACUUAGCGAGGAGGGGGAUGAGCCACAGUAUCUUGAUCUCCCGAGCACAGCCACCUCCGUUAACAUCCCAGACUUGCUACCUGGACGUAAGUACAUCGUCAACGUCUAUCAGAUCUCAGAAGAAGGAGAACAGAAUCUGAUCCUGUCUACUUCCCAGACAACAGCACCUGAUGCACCUCCCAAACAUAACGUGGAUAAAGUUGAUGACACUUCAAUUGUCGUUAGCUGGAGCAGACCACAAGCUCCCAUCACAGGCUACCGAAUUGUCUAUACCCCAUCAGUGGAAGGUAGCAGCACAGAGCUCAACUUGCCUGACACAGCUACCUCUGUGACUCUCAGUGACUUAAUGCCUGGGGUUCAGUAUAACAUCACCAUCUAUGCAGUGGAAGAAAAUCAAGAGAGUACUCCCGUCUUUAUCCAGCAGGAAACCACGGGCAUCCCAUCCAAAGAUGAUGUUCCUUCACCCACGGACCUACAGUUUGUGGAAGUCACCGAUGUCAAAAUCACCAUCAUAUGGACCCCCCCAUCGAGCACAGUGUCUGGCUAUCGGGUGGAAGUCAUCCCAGUUAACCGCCCUGGUGUACAUGGACAGAAACUGCCUUCUACCAGGAAUUACUUUGCUGAGGUUACUGACCUUUUACCUGGAACGACCUAUAUCUUCAAGGUCUUUGCAGUGCUCCAGGGCCGAGAGAGCAAGCCAUUGACCGGAGAGCAAACGACUAAACUUGAUGCUCCCACCAACCUAAGGUUUGACAACAUUACUGAGUCUGCAGUGCUCGUGGCCUGGACUCCACCACGUGCUCCGAUCACAGGAUACCAACUGACUGCAGGUCCCACAAGAGGAGGCCAACAAAAGGAGUACACCGUGGGGCCAUCUGCCACCAAAUACGCACUGAGGAACCUGCAGCCUGGGUCCGAGUACACUGUCUACCUUGUGGCGGUGAAAGGCAACCAGCAAAGCAGCAGAGAAACUUCGGUCUUCACUACUUUGCAGCCCAUGGGUUCCAUCCCUCCCUAUAACACAGAAGUGACAGAAACUUCUAUUGUUGUUACCUGGACACCUGCGCCAAGGAUUGGUUUCAAGCUAGGUGUGCGACCAAGUCAAGGUGGAGAAGCCCCACGGGAGGUGAUUUCUGAAUCUGGUAGCAUUGUUAUCUCUGGCCUGACUCCUGGAGUGGAGUAUGUCUACAGCAUUUCAGUCCUGACGGACGGUCAGGACAGAGACACACCGAUCAUCAAAAGAAUAACUACACCAUUAUCCCCACCGACUAACCUGCAUCUGGAGCCUAACCCUGACACUGGAAUCUUGACGGUCUCCUGGGAUAGAAGCACAAGUCCAGGCAUCACUGGGUACAGAGUUACCACUGUUCCUACCAGUGGGCAGCAGGGUUACACCCUGGAGGAAGUGGUCAGUGCAGAGCAGAAUUCCUGCAUCUUUGAAAAUCUGAGCCCUGGCCUGGAGUACAACGUCAGUGUUUAUUCUGUCAAGGACAACAAGGAAAGCGUCCCCAUCUCCAAAACCAUCACACAAGAGGUGCCCCAGCUCACUGACCUAAGCUUUGUUGACAUAACUGAUACAAGCAUCGGCCUGAGGUGGACUCCGCUAAAUGCCUCCACCAUUAUUGGUUACCGCAUCACGGUAGUUGCGGCAGGAGAAAGUGUCCCUAUUUUUGAAGAUUUUGUGGACUCCUCAGUAAGAUACUACACAGUCACAGGCCUGGAGCCGGGCAUUGAUUACGACAUCAGCGUAAUCACACUCAUUAAUGGCGGAGAGAGCGCCCCUACCACUCUGACACAGCAAACGGCUGUUCCUGCUCCAACUGAUCUGCGCUUCACCAACGUGGGGCCAGAUGCUAUGCGUGUGACCUGGACUCCUCCAGUAUCCAUUGAACUAACCAGUUUCCUGGUGCGUUACUCACCUGUGAAGAAAGAGGAAGAUGUUGCUGAGAUGACCAUUUCACCCUCCAACAACAUGGUGGUUUUAACAAGUCUCCUGCCUGGCACUGAAUAUCUGGUGAGCGUCUACAGCGUCUAUGAGCAGCAUGAGAGCACCCCUCUGACUGGCGUACAGAAAACAGGUCUUGAUUCUCCCACCAGCAUUGACUUUUCGGAUAGAACUGCCAACUCUUUCACUGUGCACUGGGUUGCUCCUCGUGCCACUAUCACCGGCUACAAAAUUCGCCACCAUCUGGAACACAGUGGCACCAGGCCCAGGGAAGACCGUGUCCCACCUUCUCGGAAUUCCAUCACCCUCACUAACCUGGCUCCGGGGUCAGAGUACGUGGUCAGCAUUAUUGCUGUCAACGGCAGAGAGGAGAGCUUGCCCUUGGUUGGCCAGCAAACUACAGUUUCCGACGUUCCAAGGGACCUGGACGUUACUGCCACUAGUCCCACCAGCCUGGUGAUUUCCUGGGAUGCUCCCGCAGUUACUGUUAGAUACUAUAGGAUAACCUAUGGUGAAACAGGUGGCAGUAGCCCUGUCCAGGAGUUUACCGUGCCUGGCACCGUGUCCACUGCCACCAUCAACGACCUGAAGCCCGCAGCAGACUAUACCAUCACUGUGUACGCAGUGACAGGCCGUGGAGACAGCCCCGCCAGCAGCAAGCCAGUCACGGUCACGUACAAAACAGAGAUUGACACGCCAUCCCAGAUGCAAGUGACCGAUGUUCAGGAUAGCAGCAUCAGUGUCAGAUGGCUGCCUUCAACUUCUCCGGUCACGGGUUACCGAGUGACAAGCGUCCCCAAGGAUGGCCAUGGGCCCAUGAAAACGAAAACUGUCCCUGCGGAUCAAACCCAAACUACCAUCGAGGGCCUGCAGCCCACAGUCGAGUAUGUGGUUAGUGUCUAUGCUCAGAAUCAAAAUGGAGAGAGCCUCCCUCUGGUUGAGACCGCCGUUACCAACAUUGACCGCCCUAAAGGACUGACAUUCACUGAGGUGGAUGUCGAUUCCAUCAAAAUUGCUUGGGAAAGCCCCCAGGGGCAAGUCACCAGCUAUAGGGUGACCUACUCAAGCCCUGAGGAUGGAAUCCAUGAGCUAGUGCCCGCCCCCGACGGUGAAGACGACACUGCCGAGCUGCAUGGCCUCAGGCCCGGUUCUGAGUACACUGUCAGCAUCGUUGCCUUGCACAAUGACCUGGAGAGCCAGCCCCUGAUCGGGACCCAGUCCACAGCAAUUCCUCCUCCAACGAACCUGCAGUUUGUUCAGGUAACUCCAACCAGCCUGAAAGUCAACUGGAACGCGCCCAACGUUCGUCUCACUGGCUACAGAGUGCGAGUGAAUCCCAAGGAAAAGACGGGGCCGAUGAAAGAAAUCAACCUCGCCCCAGACAGCACAUUUGCUGCCGUGUCGGGAUUAAUGGUGGCAACCAAAUAUGAAGUCAGUGUGUAUGCUCUGAAGGACUCUCUGACUAGCCAGCCAGCCCAUGGUGUGGUCACCACCCUCGAGAAUAUCAGCCCUCCCCGCAGAGCCCGUGUGACAGAUGUUACCGAGACAACCGUCACAAUCACCUGGCGCACCAAGACAGAAACUAUCACCGGUUUCCAGGUUGAAGCCAUCUCAGCAGAUAGCCAGAGCCCCAUUCAACGGACCAUUAGCCCUGAUGUUAGAUCCUACACCAUCACCGGCUUGCAACCAGGCACGGACUAUAAGAUCUACCUUUACACCGUGAACGAGAAUGCCCGCAGUUCCCCUGUAGUGAUUGAUGCGUCCACCGCCAUCGAUGCUCCUUCCAAUCUGCGCUUCCUCACAACCACAAGCAACUCCCUGCUGAUUACUUGGCAGCCGCCCCGUGCCCGGGUCACGGGCUACAUCCUCAGAUAUGAGAGACCUGGCACACAGCCCAAGGAGCUGAUCCCUCGCCCCCAUGCCGGCACCAUGGAGGCCACUCUUACCGGUCUGGAGCCAGGAACCGAAUACACCAUCUACAUCAUUGCUGUGAAGAACAAUCAGAGGAGUGAGCCAUUGGUUGGCAGGAAAAAGACAGAUGAGCUCCCACAGCUGGUAACCCUGCCGCACCCCAACCAAGGCGGACCGGAAAUUCUGGACGUACCUUCCACUGUGGAGAGGACUGGAAAUGGUAUCCAACUUCCAGGCACCAGUGGCCAGCAAACACUAGUGAACCAGGGACAGCAAGUCUUCUUUGAGGAACAUGGUUUUAGAAGGACCACCGCUCCCACCACAGCAACUCCCAUUAGGCACCGGCCGAGGCUGCAGACACCAGAUGUGGACGAAGAAAUCAACCUUAGUAACAGGUACCCAGUCCCGAGAGGGGACUCGGUUGAGCAAUCAUUCCCUCACUUACCAGGGUCCAGACGCAAUGACACCACAGGCCAGGAAGCUCUUUCUCAGACAACCAUCUCUUGGAGGCCCCUGCUGGAGAGCUCUGAAUACGUUAUCUCUUGCCAACCAGUCGGCACUGACGAACAGCCUUUACAGUUCAGAGUUCCUGGAACUUCCUCUUCUGCUACCCUGACCGGCCUUACUAGAGGUGCCACCUACAACAUCAUCGUGGAGGCACUGAAAGAUCGUAGGAGACACAAAGUUCUGGAGGAGGUUGUCACAGUGGGCAAUGCUGUGUCUGAAGGAGUGAACCAGCCAACUGACGACACAUGUUAUGAUACUUACACUGGCUCCUUCUACUCCAUUGGAGAGGAAUGGGAGCGAUUGUCUGAAACGGGCUUUAAACUCUGGUGCCAGUGCUUAGGCUUUGGCAGUGGUCAUUUCAGAUGCGAUUCAUCUAAAUGGUGCCAUGACAAUGGGGUGAACUACAAGAUCGGGGAGAAGUGGGACCGCCAGGGCGAGGGCGGCCAGAUGAUGAGCUGCACAUGUCUUGGCAACGGAAAGGGAGAAUUCAAGUGUGACCCGCACGAGGCAACAUGCUAUGAUGAUGGUAAGAUGUACCACGUAGGAGAACAGUGGCAGAAAGAGUACCUUGGUGCCAUCUGCUCCUGUACUUGUUACGGAGGACAGCAGGGCUGGCGCUGUGACAACUGUCGCAGACCUGGUGUUGAGACGGCCCCCGAAGGCGCUGCUGGCCACUCCUACACACAGUUUUCACAGAGAUACCACCAGAGCACAAAUACUAAUGUCAAUUGCCCAAUUGAGUGCUUCAUGCCCUUAGAUGUACAGGCAGACACACAACAUCGACCAGGAAAGUAACAUCCAGCAAGUCUUACACCAUCAACAACAAAAAUCUAUCCACCAAGAUGACCAUCCAAACGAGUGAUGCUAGCAAAACCAGAUCUUUAAGAAUGGCCUUCUGCUCCGGAGUCACUUUCCCAGCUUAAGCUCAACUCACAGCUUCUCCAAGCAUCAUUCUUGGCGCGUUUCAGACUUUUCUCAUGAUUGAUAGCAGUGUGUAUUGUUUUGUUUUUCUCAGUGUUUGAUACCGUUCAGUAUUUUCAAAUGAAAAAAAGAUACUAAAUUGUGAAUUGGUUGGGGAUCAAAAUAAUACCGGGGCAGGAGGAGUAAAUGGGAUGGAAGGCUCCCUUGCCAUGCAAACAAAAACGACACUACUAACGUUUAGAGGAAGGAAAGUCCACUGAACUCUUAUGCUUUCACCUGAGCGUGCAGCCAGCAAUAACCUAAGUGACUGCAUACCCCAUCACUGUGAUAUUUAAAAUAUGCACAGUCCUAAUUCUUUCUAAAUGAUCCUAUUAUUUUUCUAGCUGUAUCUUUGUAUCUCAUACUGUUAUUUAUCAGUUUUGUUCCCCAUCCCUCAAGUGUUUUUAUAUGGGAAAAAAUGUAUUGAAGAAACUUAGUAUGCAGUUGAUAAAGAGGAAUUUGGUGUAAUUAUGAUCGGUGAUUAUUUUUUAUACUGUAAGUGCCAAAGCUUUACUACUGUGGAAAGACAACUCUUGUAAUAAAAAGAUUUACAAACCAAA